AUGGAAGUGCCAACUGUGAUAGGAGAUUAUGAAAUAGAAAAACUCAUAGGGAAAGGUGUGUAUGCCAAAGUAUACAUGGCAAGAGAUUCCAAAACUGAUAAAAUCUUUGCAAUAAAAUGCUUGCUGAAAAAGAAAAAAGGAAUACCCAAGCGCAUAGAGAAAGAAAUCAGAGCCAUGCGAUGUCUAAACCAUCCAAACGUAGUGCUUUUGCAUGACAUUAUCUCCACUGAGAAUUGCGUCUACCUGGUAAUGGAGUAUGUACCAGGGGGUACAUUGACUGAUCUCCUCCUUGCUCAAGGUGGAAAGCUUGAAGAGAAACAAGCAAGAUUAUAUUUCCAGCAGCUGAUCUGCGCAUUGCAAUAUUGUCACAAGAAGGGAGUCUGUCACAGAGAUCUGAAAACAGACAAUCUGUUAAUAGACAGUAAUGGCGAUCUAAAGGUCUCUGACUUUGGUCUAUGUACGUUAAAGACAAAAGAAGAAAUGAGGAGAAAAGUAUUACAGAAGACAAUGUGUGGAACUCUUUCCUACGUUGCACCAGAGAUGUUUUACAACGGAGGUUAUGAUAGUGUAAAGACAGAUAUAUGGGCAUGUGGUAUUCUUUUGUACACUAUUUUGACGGGAGUUCUUCCAUUUGAGAAUGCUAAUAAACCACAGCUUUUGAGACAAAUCAUGGCGGCUGAUUUUAGUUGUCCUGAUUGGCUUAGCAAAGAAGUGCGGGUUAUCUUACAUAAGAUUCUUGAGCCUGAACCUCGAAAGAGGAUUACUAUUGAAGGGCUAAUGGAGUUCGAAUGGUUCAAAGAAAGCUUAAAUUUAAGGGAAAAUAUUGAUGAGGAUGGGGAUGUUGAGUACUUGUUUGCUACUAAGUUUUCACCUUCUAAGGAUACUGAGAACUUGGAUAGUAUUGAGAAGGAUGAGAAUGACAAGAUUUUAAGUGUUACACAGGGUUUGGAUAGUAUUGAGAAGGAUGAGAAUGACAAGAUUUUAAGUGUUACACAGGGUUUGGAUAGUAUUGAUAGUAUUGAGGAGGAUGAGAAUGACAAGAUUUUAAGUGUUACACGGGGUUUUGAUGAUAUGUCAUUAGUGUUAUAA
Molecule: messenger RNA, 1089 nt
Organism: Cryptomeria japonica (Japanese cedar)
Lineage: Eukaryota; Viridiplantae; Streptophyta; Pinopsida; Cupressales; Cupressaceae
Product: CBL-interacting serine/threonine-protein kinase 20-like
Exons: 2
Coding region: 1-1089 (362 amino acids)
Biological process (GO): protein phosphorylation
Molecular function (GO): ATP binding; protein kinase activity
Source: RefSeq, a predicted model, not a curated record